Molecule: messenger RNA, 1566 nt
Organism: Canariomyces notabilis
Lineage: Eukaryota; Fungi; Ascomycota; Sordariomycetes; Sordariales; Chaetomiaceae
Product: Formyltransferase
Exons: 4
Coding region: 191-1471 (426 amino acids)
Biological process (GO): biosynthetic process; conversion of methionyl-tRNA to N-formyl-methionyl-tRNA
Cellular component (GO): mitochondrion
Molecular function (GO): methionyl-tRNA formyltransferase activity
Source: RefSeq, a predicted model, not a curated record
UUUGUAGCUCAGGGUCCAAUUGUCACCGCUCACAACUCAUACAAGAAUUCUUUGAUGAGCUUGUCAACCUUGGUGUAUCUUACUCAGUAUUAUGACAUGUUAUCCUUUUUGACCUAUUUUCCUAAGCACGAUAUGAAGCGGUGAAGCACCAUCUAAGCCUGGUGACUGUCAGCUAUGAGUUGCGAAUGAGAUGAAUCUACGUACAUUCACGCAUUUCGUCCAACGGACAAGGGCAAGACCCAUUCUACGUUCGGUAUCAUAUAGCGCGGCACCCAAGACAUCCGACCCUUUGAGAAUAUUAUUCUGCGGCUCAGACGAGUUCAGUUGCUUCUCAUUGCAGGCUCUGCACGAGGAACACAAACAAAAUGCCAAUCUCAUCCGAUCCAUCGACGUGAUCGUCAGGCCUAGCAAGCCAACGGGGAGAGGAUACAAGGUUCUUAGCGAGGUUCCCCUACGGACACUUGCAGACAAGCUCAGCCUCCCGGUCCAUGUAAGAGACACGUUCACCGGUUGGGAUAUGCCCCAACCGGAUGGCCACCCCAUCAACCUGAUCAUUGCCGUCUCCUUCGGCCUCUUUGUCCCCCCUCGCCUCCUCAGCGCGGCCAAAUACGGGGGCCUCAACGUCCACCCCUCGCUUCUACCCGACCUCCGCGGCCCUGCUCCACUCCACCACGCUCUCCUAAACAGCUACACGCACACGGGGGUGACGAUCCAGACGCUCUCUCCGCAAAAUUUUGAUGCCGGCGCCAUCCUGCUCCAAACACCGCCGCCGGGGAUUCCCAUCCCCCCCUCCUGCACCGUCGCGCAGCUGCACGACAUGCUUGCGCCGCGCGGCGCCGCCAUGCUGGUCGACGCCCUCAGGAAGGGCCUGCACGUCCCUCCGCAUCCUCCCACUCUGAGCGGGCCUCUCCCGGAUGGUCAUGUUGGUGGCACUGCUGGGCGAGAGCUUGCGGAAGAAGAAAGGGGCGGGGAGACGAGGGUGCUGCGGCACGCGCCCAAGAUCACCCCUUGGGAUAGGCAGGUCCUUUGGAUUGGUGGCGGUGGUAGUGUGCGGGCAAGGAAUGUGGCGCUGCGCGGGAGGGUGCUAGGUCCGCUGUGGACACACAUCGUUUUGCGGUCCGGCUCUGGCCGGCGUCACUCGGAAUCGGAAGGGGGCGGGUCGGUGGAAGGGGAAAGGCUUGUGAAGCGGGCUAUUUUGGAGGAUUUGUCCGUGGUAGAGACACAGGGGGCGGCAGGGGAAAUGUUGACCAACGGUCGGUUACCACGAGGUACUGUAACGUGGGUACAAAAGUCUGGCAAGGAGGACGGGCAACGUGGAGACCAGGAAAUCAAGGCCGAGUACCAACUCGAUGGGACGGGGGUUGUGGUGCACUUGAGUGAUGGCUCACUGCUGAGGAUUGGGAAGAUUAAGGUCGAGGGGUCGACGUCUAAGCCUGCCAGGCACGUUCUGGAGAGUAUUGGCUCCAAGUAAGCCAAUAUCAGAGUACGGCGUGUAGGUUGUAGGAUAAGUGUAACAGAGCAAACCCACGUGUUUUGUCACAAAUAGGGGCUCUAUUGUUCACCUAC